Tricharina praecox is the source of this 1192-nucleotide messenger RNA. RefSeq lists its product as uncharacterized. The transcript has 2 exons. NCBI's taxonomy places the organism in Eukaryota, Fungi, Ascomycota, Pezizomycetes, Pezizales, Pyronemataceae. The coding region runs from base 348 to 980 and encodes 210 amino acids. The record is from RefSeq and is a predicted model, not a curated record.
UCGCAGAGUUGCAGACUCGCAGACUCCCAGUGGCCAACAACCGGCCGCAACAGCGACCAGCACCAGCACCAGCACCAGCCCACCACGUGUGGAUGACAGCGAGCGGCGGACUAUUCCACAGGAGGCUGUCGAUUUGCGGCAAGAUCAACCAUCCCAGGCUCGGUGCGGGUAUCGCUAUGGGGAGGGAGAGAUCGUCAGACAGGCACCAUCGUAAGCCACUGGUGCGCUUGCGACCACGCUCCAUUCCAACGUUGGCGAGAUGUGAUGGAGUGACAGAACGGUGAGCGGCUGUUAAUGUGUACAACCUACUCUACUCUGGAUAGGAUUGUGGCUCGUCACGUCAGCAAAUGCUUAAUCCUGUGCCGCACGACAUCCGGCAGGAGCAGCCGACCGGAGAGUUUAUCCUGGUUGUGAUACCUAUUGCAUCUUAUCUAUCCGAUCUGCUUCCGCCUAUAUACAAUGAGUGUAUGGCCGCUGCCGCCCGACCGCCGACCGCCGGGCUACAUCACGUUGGGUCAAUUAGGAUUAUCAAUGUCCGCGCUGGCUUCUCACGGACUCGGGGUGCACCUACUCUAUGGAAUGCCAUAAGAAAAAAAUUGGGUUGUCCCGCGGGCAAUUGCGAAUCAGUUACAAACUGGAAGCACAAAGAAUCGGAUCGACAUCUCGAUGGCAUCAACUCUAGAGUCUACUACCGUACUCUACACACGUCCAGCAGCUUCCUUCCCUCCUCUCCCCCUUCCAGCAAGGACGCAUCCAUCAUCACCGCCACCACCGCUACCACCACCACCGCCGCCAAGCAAACGCAUCCGAUCCGGCCUUUGCACGCGAGCCAGCCAGCGUGCUGCGUGCGCAGACGAGCACCAUUUCGUUCUGGCUGGCAGCUGCUGCCCGUUCCGUUUGCACCGAGAAGCCGCUAUCCGGCAGUUCCAGCUCGUGCUCUACCGUACAUAACUCCUCGCACUACCGUACGAGCUGCUUGAGGGAGCUGCCUCGAUCCUGCACGCCAUCUCGCUGGGCACUGAGCCCUCGCUACCAACAACAACCACUUCCCGAUCUCCGGCAGCCCGCAUGCAUGCAGAGAGGGACGGGGGGCAGAGAACCGGAUACUGUCCGGUGCAAACAAUUGCUCCCAGCUAUGGUAGGUGGCCAUCACUCCCACUCCCGCUCCCCUUCCUCCACCCACCACCCACCC